Panthera uncia (snow leopard) is the source of this 667-nucleotide messenger RNA. Its product is annotated as protein THEMIS2-like. Lineage: Eukaryota; Metazoa; Chordata; Mammalia; Carnivora; Felidae. Gene Ontology annotation, biological process: T cell receptor signaling pathway. The transcript is spliced from 3 exons. The annotation marks the transcript as partial. The record is from RefSeq and is a predicted model, not a curated record.
UUUAGUUGGAGCCUCCAGGUGUCAGGCCUGAUCUGCACUUUCGACGUCGCGCCCCCAGUGUGAGACGCAGGAACGCAGGCCACGGCAGGGGUGAGGAGGCCGAGGCCCGCGGAGGGCUCCGGCCGGGUCCCCACGCCCCGCGGCCGAGCGGCUCCGCCCACAGGGGCCAGGCAGGGGGCAGGGCAGGGCUGCAGGGCCGAGCGGCGGCCACUCAGGAGGCGUCCAGCGAGCCGCGAGGACCAUGGAGCCGGUGUCCCUGCAGGACUUCGUUUGCGCCCUGGACCCCGCCUCCCUCCCGCGUGUACUGCGAGUCUGCUCGGGGGUCUACUUCCAGGGCUCCAUCUACGAGAUCUCUGGGAAUGAGUGCUGCCUUUCCACAGGGGACCUGAUCAAGGUCACCCAGGUUUGCCUCCAGAGGGUGGUCUGCGAGAACCCAGGAACCGGCCAGACCAUUGAAAUCGCCCCCACCUUCCGCGGCCACUUCAGCCCCCUCACCGGCCCCCAGAGCUACGGAACCCUGAACGAGCUGCUGUCUGCUGCAACCCAGCACUCCAAGAAGCUGCCCAUUUGCUUCAUGUCGACCCACAGAAUCACCACAGAGGCCAGGGUGGUGCCUGAGGACCAGCCCCUCCUGCUUGAGGCUGUGGAAAUACACCACGGGGCCAAC